This is a messenger RNA of Insectozyma verbasci, 678 nucleotides long. The record is from the annotation of a GenBank genome assembly. NCBI's taxonomy places the organism in Eukaryota, Fungi, Ascomycota, Pichiomycetes, Serinales, Debaryomycetaceae.
AUGACUUCUGAAACAAUUCCAAAGAUUACUAUCUGUGUAUUUUGUGGUUCUUCAUUUGGUAAUCAAGAAUCAUUUAGUGAUCAAGCUACUAAACUUGGAGAAUUAUUGGCUUCUAAACAAUGGGGAUUAGUUUAUGGUGGUGGAUCAACUGGUUUAAUGGGAGCAGUUGCUCGUGGUUGUGCUACUAAUAAUGGAUAUGUUCAUGGAAUUAUUCCAGAAGCUUUGAUUUCAAGAGAAAGAACCGUUGAAAAUUCAAACUUUAAUGAUAAAUUAAAAGAAUCAAUUGAUAAUCAUGAUGGAUCAACCCCAAUUCCAGAUUCUAAGGAAUAUGGUAAAACUACUUUAGUUAAAGAUAUGCAUACUCGUAAAAAAUUGAUGGGACAAGAAGCAAAUGCAUUUGUUGCAUUACCUGGUGGUUAUGGAACUUUAGAAGAAUUAAUGGAAGUUGUAACUUGGCAUCAAUUAAAUAUUCAUAAUAAACCGAUUGUUAUAUUUAAUAUUAAUGGAUUUUAUGAUAAUUUUUUAAAAUUUAUUAAAGAUUCAAUUAAUUCAGAAUUUGUUAGUAGAAAAAAUGGUGAAAUUAUUAAAAUUGCUAAUAGUGUUGAAGAAGUUUUUGAGGCUAUUGAAAAUUAUAAAAUACCAGAAGGUAGAUUUAAUUUAAAAUGGGAACAAACGUAA